This is a messenger RNA of Cryptotermes secundus, 1234 nucleotides long. RefSeq lists its product as uncharacterized. The record is from RefSeq and is a predicted model, not a curated record. Bases 101 to 1009 code for a protein of 302 amino acids. Lineage: Eukaryota; Metazoa; Arthropoda; Insecta; Blattodea; Kalotermitidae. The transcript has 2 exons.
UUUAGUGGGGCGGGGGUCCUUGUGUUGAUCCUUGCUUCAAUGACAGAAACUGUAUGAAAUGUAAUUUUAGUUCAGCAUCAGUUUUCAUUUAUCGGUGAAAAUGGAGAAAUGGAUAAUUUGCAGUAAGAAACCCAAGUUCAGUGAAAGUGGCAGCAAUGAACCAUGUGCAACUGUAAGUAAAAGUGAAACAAUUGUAAGUUCCAUCCACUGCAACGAAGAUGAAACCACCGUAUGUGUGAAUACAGCUGCAGUAGAUAACAGCGUGACUCAAAAUCAGUGUUUUACAGAACUUGAACACCUGUCUUUAAAAUUACAAGAAAAGAAAACCACAUUGCCUGAAGCACAUCAUUUAGUUCUUGUUAAGUAUCACGUCCUUCAGUCCAUGGCAAAUAAUCCAGGUGAGUAUUAUUCUGAAGUUCUAAUGGCUGCUGAUAAAUUAGAAUUUAAAGGAGUUAGCUUAGAACACGGAAAAGUGCAGAAGAUUAGUGAACAACAAUUCUUUCAGAAAUUAAGUGACAAUAUAAACACCCGAAUGUUCACUACUAGAGCUUCACACGAAUCGACUGGAAGUAGUAACACAACAUGGUCAAACAGGGACAAAUACAGUCAGUUACUGGACAACUUGAAAAUAAUGGAUAAGGCUAAGUGGGUAAAAUGUCGAGAUCCAUGUUUUGCUGAUAAAGAGAUUAGGGAACUCGCUGAGUCAUUUAUGGUGUGUACGAAAACUUCAGUUCUUGGAUUCCAUGAAUAUUACAUGAAUAUAAUGAAUGGUGAUGACAUGUAUCCUGAUGAACUAAAGCUGUUGAUUGCAGCUGCAAAUACUAUUAUUAUUUCAACUGCAGAGUGUGAGCGUGCAUUCAGCAACAUGAACAACAUUAUUUCAACCAUCCGAAGCUCGACGCUUUUAAAAACAGCAUCUAGUUUAAUGUUUAUUUCAUCAGUGGGACCCCCUCUUAGUGCUUUCGAUGCAGAAUAUUAUGUAAAACAAUGGCUAAAGAAAGGACAUUGACAUGCAGAUUACCAGUCUUGUGCAGCCUACGCAGAUAGAAGAUGAAAGCAAUGAAAACAUCUGGAAAAUAUUCUAAAGAUAAGUACUCAUGACGCAUGUGUGACUUUAUUUUAACGCAUGCCAAUUAAACUACUGUAAUAUGUUCGUAGGUCUUAGAUGGAACACAGACUAUAUACAUCACUCGGUAUAUUUUCAUAAUUUAUGUCUAUGAAUUAAAAGGGGAAA